Molecule: messenger RNA, 5557 nt
Organism: Austrofundulus limnaeus
Lineage: Eukaryota; Metazoa; Chordata; Actinopteri; Cyprinodontiformes; Rivulidae
Gene: adamts18
Product: ADAM metallopeptidase with thrombospondin type 1 motif, 18
Exons: 24
Coding region: 262-4017 (1251 amino acids)
Biological process (GO): extracellular matrix organization; proteolysis
Cellular component (GO): extracellular matrix
Molecular function (GO): metalloendopeptidase activity
Source: RefSeq, a predicted model, not a curated record
CUCCGACACUCGCUCCUUUCCAAACGCACACACUCACACUCGCGCGCACGCACAUACACACUCAUGAGUGCGCCUCUCGUCUGCACGCACAACCGGCCGCUGCAGCCAGCUGACUUCACCUGAACGAGGAAAAAAAAAGCGGCGGAGACAAACCCACCCAAACAAUGCGAAUUAACUGCAUUAUGCGCCACCGCAGAUUAAUACUACUUCUGCGUUCUUUCAGGAGGUAACCGAGGAGGUGUCAACGCGCAUGCCAUCACUAUGGAUUGCGUUUUUCUUCUGAUAUGGACUUUACCCAUCCCGCUGGUCGGCUGCACCUCAGUCAAGCUUCUCUCCACCAUAAUAACCUGGAAUAUCUUCAAGACUCUGCACAUCUAUUGCACACACACCUCCCAUUCUGUAUUGGCCAGCUCUUCUCCUCCCAGCCACAGCCAUGGAUUAAAUCUUGACUAUGUGUUUGUGACGCCUGUGGAGGUGGACUCUGAUGGCACAUACCUGACACAUGAUGUGAGCAGCAGAAGCCAUCGAAGCAGGAGGUCCCUGUCUACUUCCUUGCACUACCGGCUCUCUGCCUUUGGGCAGGACAUGCACCUGGAUUUGCAUCCAUCUUCUGUAGUCGGCCCAGGCUUCACCGUGCAGACUGUCGACUCGCAUGGCAUCUCCACGGUGAUGGAUGAUGAGAGGUUUCACCACUGUCUGUAUCAGGGAUUUAUUCGCAACCUGUCAGCGUCCUCUGCAGCGAUAUCAACAUGUUCUGGACUGUCAGGAUUGAUCCGUGUCCUUAAUGAAGAGUAUUUAAUAGCUCCACUACCUCAACAUCUGGCCGAGCAGCACAACUACAGCGCUCCUGAUGGUCAUCACCCGCAUGUAGUCUACAAGCGCUCAGCAGAGCACAUUGUUCACAAUAGACCCCGCAGCUCCAGGAGCACUGGUUCCUUCAGACCUGACCAUCCUUAUCUUCACUAUCAGCAGCAGGAAAAGCAACAUGACUACCAGCAUGGAAAGCUGCAGAGGCAACACUUCUGCGGGCGCCGCAAGCAAUAUGCUCCUAAACCACCAGCAGAGGAUCGGUUCAUCAUGCCUGAUGAGUUUGCGAUGCCUGAAGUGGAAGAACCAGGGCGGACAAAAAGAUCCCCCAUCAACUCUAACAGCGUGGGAGGUCUGAAUGUGGAGACCUUGGUGGUGGCAGACAAGAAGAUGCUGGAGAAACACGGCAGGGAGAAUGUCACCACCUACAUCCUCACUGUCAUGAAUAUGGUUUCCAGUCUUUUUAAAGAUGGUACCAUUGGCACGGACAUCAACAUUGUGGUUGUUAGCUUGUUGCUGCUGGAGCAGGACCCUCUUGGCUUGAAUAUAAACCACCAUGCUGACUUGUCACUGAACAGUUUCUGCCAGUGGCAAUCAGGUUUGGUGGGGAAAGGAGGCAAACGACACGACCAUGCUGUUCUUCUCACCGGACUUGACAUUUGCUCCUGGAAGAACGAGCCCUGUGAUACACUGGGUUUUGCUCCAAUCAGUGGAAUGUGCAGUAAAUACAGGAGCUGUACCAUCAACGAAGACACAGGACUUGGCUUAGCUUUCACCAUUGCUCACGAGUCUGGACACAACUUUGGGAUGAUCCACGAUGGAGAAGGGAAUCCCUGUCGAAAGACAGAGGGCAACAUCAUGUCUCCCACUUUGGCUGGUAACAAUGGGGUCUUCUCGUGGUCRAUGUGCAGUCGACAGUACCUCAGCCGCUUCCUUGGAACAGCCCAGGCAUCCUGUCUCGGGGACGAGCCCAAGCAGAUCGGUCAGUACAAGUAUCCUGAGCAGCUUCCCGGGCAGCUGUAUGAUGCUGACACACAGUGCAAGUGGCAGUUUGGGUCAAAGGUCAAACUGUGCAGUCUGGAUUUUGUCAAGGACAUCUGUAAGUCCCUGUGGUGUCACCGCACAGGGCAUCGGUGUGAGACCAAGUUCAUGCCUGCUGCAGAAGGAACCACCUGUGGUCCAGACAUGUGGUGUCGGAAAGGACAGUGUGUUAAAUUCGGAGAGCAUGGUCCCAGGGCCAUCCACGGCCAGUGGUCAUCCUGGUCCCAGUGGUCCGCCUGCUCCCGAACCUGUGGAGGAGGGGUCAUGCAUAGGGAGCGUUCCUGCAGCAGCCCGAGGCCGCAGAACAAUGGUAAAUUUUGCCCAGGCUCAAGUCGCAACAACCAGCUGUGUAAUACCCGGUCAUGCCCUCAAAGUGCCAUAGACUUCCGGGCCCAACAGUGUGCUGAGUACAACAGCAAGCCCUUCAGGGGUUGGUACUACAAGUGGAAGCCUUACACCACAGUUGAUGAYGAAGACAUCUGUAAGCUGUACUGCAUUGCAGAAGACUUUGAUUUCUUCUUUGCCAUGUCCAGCAAAGUUAAAGACGGCACCUCCUGCUCCGACCACAAAGGAGAUGUCUGCAUUGAUGGAGUGUGUGAGGCUGUGGGAUGUGAUCAGAUACUGGGGUCCAAGGUCUCUCUGGAUGCCUGUGGGGUCUGUAAGGGAGACAACUCAACUUGCAAGUUUUUCAAGGGCCAAUACACCCUUCAGCAUCGGGCUAAUGAAUAUUACACCAUGGUGACAGUUCCAGCUGGGGCUAGGAGCAUUCAUGUCCAGGAAAUGGAGGUGUCUAACAGCUACCUGGCCGUCCGAUCUCCAAAGAGGAAGUACUACCUAACUGGAGACUGGACUGUGGACUGGCCAGGGAAGUUUUCCUUUGGUGGCACUAUGUUCGACUACCAGCGCUCUUUCAACAAGCCAGAGAGCCUGUAUGCUGCUGGACCGACUAAUGAGACUCUGGUGUUUGAAAUCCUUCUCCAGGGAAGGAACCCGGGUGUGGUGUGGGAGUACACUCUGCCUCGCACCGAGAGGAAACCUGAGUACAGCUGGGGUGUGGUGCGCUCCGACUGCUCCGCUCCAUGUGCUGGAGGUCGCAUUUCAACAAAGACUAUUUGUCUACAGGACCAAAAAGCCCAGGUCAACUCCAGCCUGUGUAAUCCCCUCARCAAGCCCACACUGGGCUCUCAUCUCUGCAACACACAGCCUUGUCCUGCAUACUGGGUCGCAGGAGACUGGGGCCCCUGCAGUCGCUCAUGUGGUGGAGGCCAGCAGACCAGGACGCUGCGCUGCCUGAGAAAGGUGACCUACCAGAGGGAAGAGGGCGUGGCACUCUCCCUCUGCCCCGUCAUCUCUCCUGCCCAGGUCCAGCCGUGCCAAACGCAGGCCUGCCCGCCAGAGUGGAGCACUGGAUCCUGGUCCCAGUGCUCCAAAUCCUGCGGCCGUGGCCUGAGGAAGCGGAGCGUGUUCUGCCGCAGCACUGAUCCGGGGGCCAAAGCGGUGGUGGUGCCCGACAGCAUGUGCAGGCAGCACCACAGACCGAAAUCCCAAGAGACGUGUGUCCUGCGGCGCUGCCCCAGGAACGAGAAGCUGCAGUGGAUCCCCACACCCUGGGGAGAGUGCUCCAGGUCUUGUGGCUCCGGCAUCCAGAGAAGAGAGCUUCGCUGUGGGGAGAGGGACACCCAGGGAGGAUAUGUGGAGUACCCCAUGCGGCGGUGUAGAGGUUUGGCCAAACUUUUGCUGGAUCUUCAACAAGUCUGCAACCUAGGUCCGUGCCCAGAGCUCCCACAGGUGGUUCCUGGCAGAGCGACCUCCACCACUGGGGUUUCAGGCUGGUAUGCCUCUCCAUGGCAGCAGUGCUCUGUGUCCUGCGGAGGAGGGGUUCAGACUCGCACCAUCCAGUGUCUCCUGCAAGGUCGCCCUGCAGCCGGCUGCCUGCCUCACCAGAGCCCCGUCACUUCAAGGGCGUGCAACACACACUUCUGUUCCGCUGCUCCCCCGGCUCCGGCACAGCGGCUCAGCAACCGCGUUACAACUGCUGGAUCAACACUGAAAGAUGAACCCUGCAGUGACCACUUCAGCUGGUGCCACUUGGUCCCCCAACAUGGCGUAUGUAAUCACAAGUUCUACGGACAUCAGUGCUGUAAGUCCUGCUCCAGCAAGAAACCGUAGAGCUGCGGCGCCUCUGAGUCUGCGGCGUGUGGCUUCUGAAGGAAACGCCGCCACAAAAAAACUAUUCGAUUGCUUACCACACACAGAACUGCACCCGAGAAUGUGUGUUUCCCUCCUGGAGUACUUGACCGAUGCRUUUUGUGAAGAAGUAAACGAGAGAAUGCGUGGACUCUGUUGAAGAGARCAGUAGUGUGGCUGCUGAUGUUCCUCUGCGAAGGCGGUGUCGCCCACUCCCUGAUUGCAUUUAAACUUGAGAAACAGUACAAAUCCCAUCUGAAGACUUUGUUGAUGUAAUAUAUAUGUAUUGUCAUUUUGUUGAGGAUUUUCCUUUUGAAACCUAUGAACCUAGAAAGCCAUCUUAAGAACAAGAGAAGACCUAGUGUUUAACUUCUUUUUAUGUUGUACAUUUAAAGGCAUCUGGUUCAAUAUGCCUUUUUUAAGUUAUUAUGGGUCAUGAUAUCUGAUAUGACAUUUUGUUCAGGCAUGCAGUGGACCAAUCACAGAGGUUUUCUUUGUGCCACAGGUUUGUGCUGGUCACCUCUGGGUCCACGUGAUGAGAUUUGAGAUGAGGUGUUAGUAAUCAGCCAUUAGCACUUCCUUUUCGCAUAUUUCCCUGUUUGUUACUGCUGACUCACAAUAGGACACUUUUUUAACCCUGUUUAUUCCAUUCAUAAUAAUGCAGUGAAAACAUACCUAUCUGUGUGGGUAAAACAUUUUAUUCAGCUGUGCUGUAACAGUCGUCUUCAUCUGUCCUGUAUCAUUAUGGUAAAUAACUUGACCAUCAAUCCGUCUUUCUUUUUUCCCCCCCCACUGCAUUCUCUAUCGAUUGCAGGCAAAAUGAGGUGAAUAAUGAGCGAGGCUAUCUGCAGGCCUUGGGGAGUGGAGAGGAGGGUGAAGAGGGAAAGAAGAGGAUGAUUGCUGGGCAAGCGUGGGUGCAGUAUAGAUAGCAAGUGCUUGUUAAGAGAAAACAAUGUAGGUUGUGUUCUCCACAGAAGUCUGGUCAAAAUGUAGAGCAGGUGGAGCUUGAGAUAAGAGAUGGCACACUCGCAGWCAGUUUGAUGUGCACAAAAUAUGAAAAAAAAAUGUUUUGAAGGCUUCACUUCACUUUUGGAUGCAGACACGCAUCCUGCAAGCUGGUUACAAAAACAAAAGAAGCAAUAAUUUAGUGCAGAGCAUACAUCACAUUUUUAAAACCCUCUCUCUUCCACUGGCUUGGAGCCUGCCAAGCAUUUAGGUGGCUGUUUUUCAGUUUGACACACUUGCAAUAUUAAAAAAAUGGUGCUGAGAAAAUAUGCACUGAAUUCAUUUUGGGAUACUUGAUAAAGUAGAGUUUUUGUUUGUUUGUUUUCUUAUACAUUGACACAACAGAGGUAGACUGUUUGACAUACAAAUAAAAACAAGUUUCAAAUAAAUGGUUCCCCCAAUUCGCAACAUAGAAGUACAAAUUCAGUGUUAAUUCUAUGAGAAAUUCUGUUUGUUUUGUAUCCUGAUGCUGAUAAAAAAGUUUUUGUUUUGCAUAAAAUAAACUCUUAUAAAAAAA